Molecule: messenger RNA, 1507 nt
Organism: Solanum verrucosum
Lineage: Eukaryota; Viridiplantae; Streptophyta; Magnoliopsida; Solanales; Solanaceae
Product: 3-ketoacyl-CoA synthase 5-like
Exons: 2
Coding region: 10-1500 (496 amino acids)
Biological process (GO): fatty acid biosynthetic process
Cellular component (GO): membrane
Molecular function (GO): acyltransferase activity, transferring groups other than amino-acyl groups
Source: RefSeq, a predicted model, not a curated record
CACUCAAAAAUGCCUGAAGUUGUCCCAAAUUUCUCUAAUUCAGUAAAGUUGAAAUAUGUUAAACUUGGUUAUCAAUAUCUUGUUAAUCAUAUUUUAACAUUUUUGCUUGUGCCUAUUAUAAUUGGUGUUACUAUAGAGGUAUUAAGAAUUGGCCCUGAAGAGUUGCUAAACAUAUGGAAUUCACUACACUUUGAUGUUCUACAAAUCUUGUACUCUUCUUUUCUCAUCAUCUCUAUAGCCACUGUUUACUUCAUGUCGAAACCACGAUCAACUUACCUAGUAGAUUAUUCAUGUUAUAAGCCUCCGGUUACUUGUCGUGUACCAUUUUCAACUUUCAUGGAGCAUUCCCGGCUUAUUUUGAAGGAUAAUCCCAAGAGUGUGGAGUUCCAAAUGCGCAUUCUUGAAAGGUCGGGGCUCGGAGAAGAAACUUGCUUGCCUAGUCCCAUCCAUUACAUCCCUCCAACGCCAACGAUGGAAGGUGCGAGAGGUGAAGCAGAGGAAGUCAUAUUCACAGCAAUUGAUGAGUUAAUGAACAAAACAGGGCUCAAACCAAAAGACAUUGACAUUCUCAUUGUCAAUUGCAGCUUGUUUUCUCCAACUCCGUCUUUGUCAGCUAUGGUAGUCAACAAAUACAAAUUAAGAAGCAACAUAAAAAGUUACAAUCUCUCUGGUAUGGGAUGCAGUGCUGGUUUAAUCUCUAUUGAUUUAGCUCGAGACCUUCUUCAAGUUCAUCCGAAUUCAUAUGCUUUAGUUAUUAGCACUGAGAUAAUAACUCCCAAUUAUUACAAAGGUUCGGAAAGAGCAAUGCUCCUCCCGAAUUGUUUGUUCCGAAUGGGGGGUGCAGCCGUACUUUUAUCCAACAAAAGACGCGAUCAAUAUAGAGCCAAGUACAGAUUAAUGCACGUGGUCCGCACCCAUAAGGGUGCAGACGACAAAGCAUUUAAAUGUGUAUUUGAACAAGAAGAUCCACAAGGGAAAGUUGGUAUUAAUCUUUCAAAAGACCUUAUGGUUAUAGCAGGGGAAGCUUUAAAAUCGAACAUUACUACGAUUGGUCCUCUUGUUCUUCCUGCCUCCGAGCAACUACUCUUUCUACUAACACUUAUUGGACGGAAGAUUUUUAAUCACAAAUGGAAGCCUUAUAUCCCGGAUUUCAAACAAGCGUUUGAACAUUUCUGUAUCCACGCGGGUGGUAGAGCAGUUAUCGAUGAGCUUCAGAAGAAUUUACAAUUGUCUGGUGAACAUGUAGAGGCAUCAAGAAUGACACUACAUAGAUUUGGUAACACAUCUUCAUCAUCAUUGUGGUAUGAGAUGAGUUAUAUUGAGGCAAAAGGAAGGAUGAAGAGAGGUGAUAGAGUAUGGCAAAUAGCAUUUGGGAGUGGAUUUAAGUGUAAUAGUGCAGUUUGGAAGUGUAACAGGACAAUCAAGACACCAACUGAUGGACCAUGGCAAGAUUGUAUUGACAAGUAUCCAGUUCAUAUUCCAGAGAUUGUGAAGCUGUAAAAUAUAU